This is a messenger RNA of Haliaeetus leucocephalus (bald eagle), 2402 nucleotides long. It is a transcript of the gene NELFCD, whose product is annotated as negative elongation factor complex member C/D. Gene Ontology annotation, molecular function: RNA binding. The record is from RefSeq and is a predicted model, not a curated record. Bases 67 to 1818 code for a protein of 583 amino acids. Lineage: Eukaryota; Metazoa; Chordata; Aves; Accipitriformes; Accipitridae. Gene Ontology annotation, cellular component: NELF complex; nucleus. Gene Ontology annotation, biological process: negative regulation of transcription elongation by RNA polymerase II. The transcript has 15 exons.
GCGGUCGCGGCCUGGUUGCGGCCAUCGCCGCGGUUUUUUUCGGCCCGGGGCGGGACGGGAGGAGCCAUGGAGGACGCCGAUUACUUCGAAGGCAGCGCGGCGGAGUGGGGGAACGAGGCGGACGGAGGGACGCAAGACGAUGAGGACGGGGAGGGAGAAGAUGAUGCCGAAGUCCAGCAAGAAUGCCUGAAGAAAUUUUCAACCCCAGACUAUAUAAUGGAGCCGUCAAUAUUUAACACGUUAAAGAGAUAUUUCCAAGCAGGAGGUUCUCCAGAGAAUGUUAUCCAGCUCCUCUCUGAAAACUACACUGCAGUGGCACAGACUGUAAAUUUGCUGGCAGAAUGGCUCAUUCAAACAGGUGUUGAGCCAGUGCAAGUUCAGGAGACUGUAGAAAACCAUUUAAAGAGCUUACUUAUCAAGCAUUUUGACCCUCGGAAAGCAGAUUCCAUCUUUACAGAGGAAGGAGAGACACCAGCCUGGCUUGAGCAAAUGAUAGCACAUACUACAUGGAGAGAUCUCUUUUACAAGUUGGCAGAAGCCCAUCCCGACUGUUUAAUGCUUAAUUUUACUGUGAAGCUUAUAUCUGAUGCUGGAUAUCAAGGGGAAAUAACCAGUGUUUCAACAGCAUGUCAGCAACUAGAAGUAUUUUCCAGAGUCCUGCGUACAUCUCUGGCAACAAUUUUGGAUGGAGGAGAAGAAAACCUUGAAAAAAACCUCCCUGAGUUUGCUAAGAUGGUGUGCCACGGAGAACACACUUACCUUUUUGCUCAGUCUAUGAUGUCCAUAUUAGCUCAAGAAGAGCAAGGAGGGUCAGCUGUCAGACGGAUUGCUCAGGAGGUUCAGCGAUAUGCUCAUGAGAAAGGCCAUGAUGCUAGUCAGAUCACUUUAGCAUUGGGUACUGCAGCCUCCUAUCCUCGAGCAUGUCAGGCUCUUGGUGCGAUGUUGUCCAAAGGAGCUCUGAAUCCAGCAGAUAUCACUGUCCUGUUCAAAAUGUUUACAAGCAUGGACCCACCUCCAGUAGAACUGAUUCGAGUACCUGCCUUUCUGGACCUCUUCAUGCAGUCAUUGUUUAAGCCAGGUGCUAAGAUCAACCAGGACCACAAACAUAAAUAUAUUCACAUACUGGCAUAUGCAGCUAGUGUAGUAGAGAUGUGGAAAAAGAACAAGAGAGUCAGCAUAAACAAGGAUGAACUCAAGUCAACUUCAAAAGCCAUUGAAACUGUUCACAAUCUGUGUUGCAAUGAGAACAAAGGAGCAUCAGAGUUGGUUGCAGAACUGAGCACUCUCUAUCAGUGCAUCAGGUUCCCAGUGGUGGCAAUGGGUGUAUUAAAAUGGGUGGAUUGGACAGUGUCAGAACCACGAUACUUCCAACUGCAGACUGAUCACACUCCAGUUCAUCUGGCAUUAUUGGAUGAGAUCAGUACAUGCCAUCAGCUGCUUCAUCCCCAAGUUCUACAACUUCUUGUCAAGCUCUUUGAAACAGAACAUUCACAGCUUGAUGUAAUGGAGCAGCUGGAAUUGAAGAAGACUCUCUUGGAUAGAAUGGUGCACUUACUCAGUCGAGGAUAUGUUCUACCUGUUGUCAGCUAUAUCCGCAAAUGCCUGGAGAAGCUAGAUACAGAUAUCUCUCUCAUCAGAUACUUUGUUACAGAGGUGCUUGAUGUGAUUGCUCCUCCAUAUACCUCAGACUUCGUACAGCUUUUUCUUCCAAUCUUGGAGAAUGAAAGUAUUGCAGGUACUAUUAAAACAGAAGGUGAACAUGACCCUGUCACUGAGUUUAUAGCUCAUUGCAAAUCUAACUUUAUUAUGAUGAACUAAGCAGUGGAAAAUAUCAAGAAUGCAGAGCACAUGAUCACUGCUUUGCCAUACUCUCCACCAGUAAGGUUCUGUAACUGGGCAACACAGCAGAGAAAAAACCAAAACCCAACAAAAAAACAAAACCAACAAACCCAAAACAAGGAAGAAAGGGCUGAAGGGCGUUUGAUUGACUUGUAUGGUGACCUUGAGCUUCAUAUCAGAGGACUGUUAAUGUACUUUGGAAAAUGGAAUAAUAUUGAAGGAUUUUCUGUUGUUACACAAAUUAGUAUAAAUCUGAAUAUUCUGAAGGGGAUAGCAGGAGAGAGACAGAUUUAUUUCAAAGAAUGUUAUUUUGGUUACUUGCAGAAUUUGUCACUGAUUUUUAGUGUAAUAUAUAAAACCUGAAGAAUGAGGAAGGUAGUUCCUACUAAAACCACUUUGCAGAUAGUUCUUUGAAGGCUGGAUCUUGAAUGCUCUAGGUUUUGAUGUUGUGAGUUGUAAAAAAGGAAUUUGUGUGAUUAGCUCUGCUGCAGAGAAGCCACAAUGCCUCUUUCUCACCUUUGCAUUAUAUUAGAAUUCUAAAUAUCCUACAUAUUUACUGCUAU